AUGCUCUUAUUCGGUCCCAUAGCUUACAAAAAUGCCCUUAUAUGGUCAAACGUUUGUGGAAAAGCUGGGGUAUGAAAUAAUAUCGUAUAUAACUGUCAUUUCUGUAAACUUUUUGAAAUAGUAAAGGCGAUUGUAUAAAAUUCUAGGCCAAACAAAAGUACUUCCAUGAACAUUUCGACCGUAUAAAGGCUAUUUAUCAACUUUAUGGCUACCCAAAAUCGACUCUACGGACUUUUAGGCCAAAUAUAAAGGCACCGCUAUGGACUUUUGGAUGGAAUAAAGGUUGUUUUAGAAACUUUUUGGCUGAGUACCUAAAAGAAUUCUAUAAACUUUUUAACCGUUUGCAGGCUUUCUUAUACCGCAUGACCUAUUAAAGAUAAAUCUAUAAAAUUUGACCAGAUUUUCUAUUAUGUACUAUUUCAGACAAGAUGAAAUGUAGAAUAGUGAAAGUAUGGUAUUUUUUGGUCUACUUUCUCUUGUUAUCACCACUAAUAGAUGGAUUAAAAUGUUAUCAAGGCACGGAACGACUAGACAACAUUGAAAUCGGCUCGGCAAGCUUUGAAUGCCCAGUCUCGGCCAUAACCUGCACCAAGUUCGUGAACUACGACAGCUACACCGUGAGCCGCGGGUGUCACAUCGACGAGUGUUUUGGGGUAAGGGUGUGAUGUUGUUUUAGGUGGGUUGGUAGGUUUUUAAGGUAAUAAAAAUGGUAUUUUAGGUAACAAAGCAGUAUUUAGGUAACAAGGCAGUAUUUUAGGUAACAAAGUUUUAUAUUUUAGGUAUAAAAUUCUCUUCUUAUGUAUGAAAUUAUUAAUUUAGGUAACAAAAAUGCAUUAGGCUGUAUUUCAGAUAAAAACAUGUUUAGCUCACAAACUAACAAGGGAAUGUUAAAAACUGCACAUUCGCUUUUUAAAAAUGAAUGGUACCAUGUGAAAGAGCGUAAAAAGUUGACUAGAAAUCUAUUUUCAAAAACUGCCAAAUUCGUCUUACAAGCCCGCUAGCGAGCCUUUAAAAUUUUCCUUAUUAAAAUGAUUUUUCUACGUCCGCUUUCUUUUGAAUUCUUUUGAAGAAAGGAAUGAAGUGUGUUCGAUUCUCCAAGUGGUCAAAGGCGCCGUGAUUGUGCGAUCUUGCGGGUCCGGUUCGAUUCUCUUUUAGGGUAGUAAGAUUUAUUUUUUUUUAAAUUUAAAUUAAUUUUCAUUAACAGAACAAAAAUUUUUUUGUUGAUAAGUGUUUCUUAUAUCUAUUAAAACAUAAAACAAUUAAAAAAAAAUUUUUUUGAACAUACAAAAAUUGAAAAUAAAGCAUAUGAACAUAAAAGGCCCUUUUAAUAAUGAUUUUUAAAGCUCGCUAGCGGGCUUGUAAGACGAAUUUGGCAGUUUUUGAAAAUAGAUUUCUAGUCAACUUUUUACGCUCUUUCACAUGGUACCAUUCAUUUUUAAAAAGCGAAUGGGCAGUUUGUAACGUUCCCUUGUAAGCCCAAAACUUUCAGACCCGUCGCGGAAUGGAGUUUUGUCGCAAUUACACCCAGUUCGGCCGCAAUGAGCAAGUGUGCUGUUGUUAUGGCAAUAAUUGUAAUUCGGGUACCAAUUUACGUGUUUCUAUAUUCAUUUCAACUGCUUUAUUGUUUCUUGUAGGUAUUGUUGCUUGA
Bursaphelenchus okinawaensis is the source of this 1648-nucleotide messenger RNA. The record is from the annotation of a GenBank genome assembly. Lineage: Eukaryota; Metazoa; Nematoda; Chromadorea; Rhabditida; Aphelenchoididae.